AUGGUGCUCGCAACCAAGCAGCACACUGGCAAGACCUCCGUGUCGCUCGCGCUCAUCCAAACCGCUCGCAAGCUGCUCGCGCCGAGCGGCGGGACGGUUGGGUACAUGAAGCCGGUCGGCCAGCAGUGGGUCACGGUGGAGGAGGGCGGCGAGCAGAUCCGGGUCGACAAGGAUGCAGCGGUCGCGCACCACUACUUCAAGCUGCAGGAGCGCCUGCGGCUCUCCGACGUCUCCCCCAUCGUGAUUGGACGCGGCCACACAAAGGCGUUCCUGGACGGCGAGAUGCCGUCGCUCGCGGCCGAGGCGUUCGAGGCGCGGCUGACUUCGGCCUUCGGCGCCAUCUCCGCUGCGUCCGACUUUGUGGUGGUCGAGGGCACCGGCCACAGUGGCGUCGGCGCCGUGCUGGGUUGGAACAACGCGCGGGUCGCCGCCGCGCUGGGCGUCGAGGUUGUGCUUGUGGCCAACGGAGGGGUGGGCAGCACCUUCGACGAGCUCUCGCUCAACGUCGCCGCCUGCCGCGCCGAGAAGGCGGCCAUCGCAGGCAUCAUCAUCAACAAGUGCGCCCCCUCCAAGGUGGCGGAGGCGGCCGACCGGUUCGGGUGGGGCGUGCCGGUGCUCGCGUGCGUGCCUUACGGCGACAUGCCGUCGACUUGCGGCGACAUUGAGCUCUGGAGCGGGCCUCAGACCUUCUUGGACCCUUCCUGCAGGCGACGACCUCGACAAGCCGUCGGUGGCUUCUCGAAGGAGAGGUACGUCCCCUCGGAGAGCGCCUCGUCGCUCGCCAGCAUGAGCAACCUCGGCAAGCGGAGAGACCUGAAGCACACCGCCGCCGCAGUCUACGCGACGGCCCUGCGCUCGGUGCUGCUCGCGGGCGAGUGUCUGCGGCAGCGGAGGUUUGAGCGGUACGAGCUGCACCGCAUGGCGCCCAUCGUCGCCACCGCGGCGCGCGCGCUCGCCAGCGACACGCCCGUGCUGCGCUCGUUCAUGCCGAUGGCGCAGACGCUCGCUGCCAUCAAGGACCUCACCCCGAAGAUGCAGGCGGACGACGAUGUGAGGGUUCGGCAGGUGAUUGACCUGUACGCGCCGCACCUCGAGGGGGCGGUCUCGCACCUCUUGCGGGACGACUAG
Molecule: messenger RNA, 1128 nt
Organism: Emiliania huxleyi CCMP1516
Lineage: Eukaryota; Haptophyta; Isochrysidales; Noelaerhabdaceae
Exons: 5
Coding region: 1-1128 (375 amino acids)
Source: RefSeq, a predicted model, not a curated record